Mesoplodon densirostris (Blainville's beaked whale) is the source of this 2537-nucleotide messenger RNA. RefSeq names its product zinc finger protein 746 (gene ZNF746). Gene Ontology annotation, biological process: regulation of DNA-templated transcription. The record is from RefSeq and is a predicted model, not a curated record. NCBI's taxonomy places the organism in Eukaryota, Metazoa, Chordata, Mammalia, Artiodactyla, Ziphiidae. Bases 385 to 2238 code for a protein of 617 amino acids. The transcript is spliced from 8 exons.
CCAGGAUGCAGUGUGGACCGGCCGGGCGCUGACGGCGGCGGCGCGUCUGCGGGCGGAGCGGCGCGGGCCGGCCAGCGAGGAGCGCGGCGACGCGGGCGGGGACAGCAGGGCCGGGCGGGCGCCGCCUGCGGAGAGGCCGGGGGCCGGCUCGCGUGGGGCCGCGCGGCGGCGGCGGCGGCGGCGGCGGCGGCGACUUCCUUCGGGCCGAGCCGGACAGCGCAGGGCCAUGGCCGAGGCGGCCGCGGCUCCGCUCCCCCCAGCGGCCUGGUGGCACCUGGGAGGCGUCCCGAGCGGCGGCGAUUCCGCUGGCACCGAGGCCCCUCUGCGUGCCCGGCUCGCUCGGGGUCGGGGCGGAAGACAGCUGCUCCGAUUUCUCCGUGGACAAUGGCAGCUACAAUUCAGGCCAUGGAGAGGAAGAUCGAAUCGCAGGCUGCCCGCUUGCUUUCCCUAGAAGGUCGAACCGGGAUGGCCGAGAAGAAGCUGGCCGACUGUGAGAAGACGGCCGUGGAGUUGGGGAACCAGCUGGAGGGCAAGUGGGCGGUGCUGGGGACCCUGCUGCAGGAGUACGGGCUGCUGCAGAGGCGGCUGGAGAACGUGGAGAACCUUCUGAGGAACAGGAACUUCUGGAUCCUGCGGCUGCCCCCGGGCAGCAAGGGCGAGGCCCCCAAGGAGUGGGGCAAGCUGGACGAGUGGCAGAAGGAACUGUACAAGCACGUGAUGCGGGGCAACUACGAGACGCUGGUCUCCCUGGACUAUGCCAUCUCCAAGCCCGAGGUCCUCUCCCAGAUUGAACAGGGGAAGGAGCCGUGCAGCUGGCGUCGCGCCGGCCCCAAGGUUCCAGAUGUUCCUGUGGACCCGAGCCCAGGCUCGGGGCCCCCCGUCCCUGCCCCUGACCUCUUAAUGCAGAUCAAGCAAGAAGGUGAGCUCCAGCUCCAGGAGCAGCAGGCUCUAGGUGUAGAGGCGUGGGCAGCCGGACAGCCAGAUAUCGGGGAGGAGCCGUGGGGCCUCAGCCAGCUGGACUCCGGAGCAGGAGACGUCUCUACCGAUGCUGCCCCUGGCGUCCACUCCAACUUCUCAACCACUAUCCCGCCCACCUCCUGGCAGGCAGAUCUCCCUCCCCACCAUCCCUCCUCCGCCUGCUCAGACGGGACGCUGAAGCUCAGCACGGCCGCCUCCACGGAAGCAGAUGUAAAGAUUGUGAUAAAAACCGAAGUCCAGGAAGAGGAGGUAGUGGCCACACCAGUGCAUCCUACUGACCUAGAAGCCCACGCGACCCUGUUCGGACCAGGCCAAGCCACAAGGUUCUUCCCUAGUCCUGUCCAGGAAGGAGCCUGGGAGAGCCAGGGCAGCUCCUUCCCCAGCCAGGACCCCGUGCUGGGGCUGAGAGAGCCCGCCCGGCCCGAGCGCGAGCUGGGCGAGCCCAGCCCCGCGGUGACCCAGGACGAGACCCCUCCAGGGGACUGGCUCUUCGGGGGGGUCCGGUGGGGCUGGAAUUUCAGGUGUAAGCCUCCUGCGGGCCUGAACCCGAGGACCGGGCCUGAGGGUCUGGCCUACUCCUCGCCCGACAACGGAGAGGCCGUGCUGGACCCCGGCCAGGCCCCGAGAGCCUUCAGCGACCCCUGCAAGUACCCCGGCCGGACCAAAGGCUUCGGCCACAAGCCGGGCCUGAAGAAACACCCGGCGGCCCCCCCGGGGGGGCGGCCGUUCACGUGCGCCGCGUGCGGGAAAAGCUUCCAGCUGCAGGUCAGCCUGAGCGCGCACCAGCGCAGCUGCGGGGGGCCGCCCGACGGGGCGCCGGGGGCGGCGGGCGGCGCGCGGGACGGCAGCGGCCUGCGGUGCGGCGAGUGCGGCCGCUGCUUCACGCGGCCGGCGCACCUCAUCCGGCACCGCAUGCUGCACACGGGCGAGCGGCCCUUCCCCUGCACCGAGUGCGAGAAGCGCUUCACCGAGCGCUCCAAGCUCAUCGACCACUACCGCACGCACACGGGCGUGCGGCCCUUCACCUGCACCGUGUGCGGCAAGAGCUUCAUCCGCAAGGACCACCUCCGCAAGCACCAGCGCAACCACACGGCGGGCGCCAAGCCGGCCCGGGGCCAGCCCCUGCCGCCGCUGCCUGCCGUGCCCCCCGACCCCUUCAAGAGCCCCGCCUCCAAAGGACCCUUGGCCUCCACGGACCUCGUGACCGACUGGACUUGUGGCCUGAGUGUCCUGGGACCCACCGACAGUGGGGACCUGUGAGGCCUCCGCGGGCGACCCCCGCAAGCCCAAGUGUAAAGAGGCGCUUCUCCAGACAGCAGGGUGGUGCGAAAAGCUUCGAGGCGGAACGGAGCCUGGGGGAGAACCAGAUUCCCAGUUGCUGAACCGAUCACUGGAGCGGGAGAAACUACCAGACAACGCAGCUCCCACCUCUAAACAAAGUAGAAUUCUCUGAUUGUGAAACUGAGCAGCAUAGAAUUUUAAGUAAUUUAAUUACGAAACUUUUUUUUUUUUUAAUUCUUGAAGAAAAAGCCGGAAAAUAGUAGUAGCACCAGUUUAAA